This is a messenger RNA of Lytechinus variegatus (green sea urchin), 628 nucleotides long. RefSeq names its product V-type proton ATPase subunit G-like. NCBI's taxonomy places the organism in Eukaryota, Metazoa, Echinodermata, Echinoidea, Temnopleuroida, Toxopneustidae. The transcript is spliced from 3 exons. Gene Ontology annotation, biological process: proton transmembrane transport. Gene Ontology annotation, molecular function: proton-transporting ATPase activity, rotational mechanism. Gene Ontology annotation, cellular component: vacuolar proton-transporting V-type ATPase complex. Bases 47 to 397 code for a protein of 116 amino acids. The record is from RefSeq and is a predicted model, not a curated record.
ACGAGUAUUAUACGGUACGACUAGUCGUUUAUUCAUAAAAUAAAAAAUGGCUGCACAGACUCCAGGAAUACAACAGCUAUUACAGGCAGAAAAGAGGGCCGCCGAGAGAGUUGCAGAGGCCAGAAAACGAAAAGCCAGGAGAUUAAAACAAGCCAAAGAAGAAGCACAACAGGAAAUAGAAGCAUACAAGAAGGAGAGGGAGACACAAUUUGAAGAAAUUCAACAAAAGUACUUGGGCUCCAAAGGAGAUCAGGCACGUGAGAUUGAGAUCCAGACCGCUGCUAAGAUCCAAGAGAUUAACCAGAGAGUGGGCCAAACUAGAGGGCAGGUCCUAAAUGAUCUAUUCAACAUGGUCUUUGACAUCAAACCAGAGCUACAUCAGAACCUUCAAGUUUGAUUAGUAUAUUGAUUAUCCUUUAGUAUUUGAUUAUUUCACCUAUUUGGCCAAGAUGUUGGAAAUGAUAAGUACUCUGAGUCCUUUGAUUUUGUGGUAUGCAAUACAUGUGCGUAUUUAGAAUGUAACUAGUGUUUAAGCAAUGGGUUGAUAUCCAGAUAUUUCAUGGACAUUUUUCUCUUCUGAUAAUUAAAUCUAACUUUUAUACUCAUAGGCCUCUCCCAUGCAGACUGA